AAAUCAAAACCAAAGCGUACAAAGAACAGAAAAUCUGCAUAACGACACUGCAACCAACGAUCCGUCGAACAUGUAAAAGCAAACACCCAGAGAAGAUUCACAUCUUCAAAGAGAGAGAGAGAGAGAGAGAGAGAGAGAGAGAAGAUUCAUCAAAACUGACCAUUAUUGUAGCAGAAAGAGAUAAGAGGAAGAGAGAGGGAGAGAGAUGGGUGGGUUAACAAAUAAACAGCUAGAAAUGGGAAGAGUGAAGAGAACUCGCAUUUGGGGAGGAGCAUUUCUUUGCUGGAUUUUCAUUAUGUUCACAACACCCAAGAUCCCUCUCUCCAAUCAUCACCAUCGUUUCGCUGACAUGCGCAAUUUCCUUGGGGUUCCCAACACUUUGAAUGUAAUUACCACUUUCCCCUUUCUGGUUGUGGGUGUUGUGGGAUUUAUCCUCUCUCUUCAAGGUUGCUUUUUUAGUAUAAGCCUGAGAGGAGAGGUUUGGGGUUGGAUGCUUUUCUAUGGAGGAACUGUUGGUGUCGCUUUUGGGUCUGCUUAUUAUCAUCUCAAACCUGAUGAUAGUAGAGCCAUGUGGGACAUCGUGCCGAUGAUGGUAGCAUAUUCUUCACUUUUCUCUAGUUUUAUUGUGGAAAGAGUGGGACGACGGGUUGGAUUAAGUUGUUUGUUUGGGAUGCUAGUUGUUGUUUCACUUAGCACAGCUUAUGCAAGAAUAUUUAAUGAUCUUCGGUUGUGCAUGAUGUUCCAGUUGAUUCCAUGCAUAGCCAUACCAGUCAUGACCUUUUAUUACCCGCCCAGAUAUACGCACUCAAUAUAUUGGCUAUGGGCAGCAGCCUUCAAGCUAUGCGGUGCAGGUGUAUAUCUUAUAGCCAAGUUUGAAGCUGCUCUCGACCGGAAAAUAUACCAUGCUAAUCGUUACUUUAUUAGCGGACAUUCCUUGGAACACUUGUGCUCGGCGGUGAUUCCUGUUUUGUUUGCUAUUAUGCUAAUGUAUAGAAACAUUAGAAUUCAAAGCUAUUUAAUCCUUUUUGGGAAGCUGUCCGGAAGCAUUCGAAAAAUGUAAAAAUUCAGACUUUGCUGUUCACUGUGAUCAAUAACAGAUUAAGUGACAUGAAAGAGCGCCCUUGAAGACAGUACCGAAACAAAGAAGACAUUUCUAAGUUCUGCAGCCAGCAGGCUCGCAAGGGAAAUCACCAUAGGAGGAGACAGUAGAUGCAGAGAACUGUACUUAACAAGGUUUCUGAAGAAUUUGAUGAAUCAUAUUCUACCUUUUUUAUUAUUAUAUUCAUUCUUUUCAAAUGUGGCGUUAAACUAGAAAUGAUAUUUUACAGUAAAUUUUCAAUUGGAUAGUGUUUGCUUUGACCAGUGAGCAGCAUCCCAUAAAAAUUGCUUUGAGGAUCAUAUGUGAUAGUGGCAUGAAGUUAUGGAUUUUCCCAGGAAAAUUUUGUUCUUGCA
Messenger RNA from Manihot esculenta (cassava), 1452 nucleotides. RefSeq lists its product as uncharacterized. The record is from RefSeq and is a predicted model, not a curated record. Bases 206 to 1060 code for a protein of 284 amino acids. The transcript is spliced from 7 exons. Lineage: Eukaryota; Viridiplantae; Streptophyta; Magnoliopsida; Malpighiales; Euphorbiaceae.